This is a messenger RNA of Gamsiella multidivaricata, 1365 nucleotides long. RefSeq lists its product as uncharacterized. Gene Ontology annotation, molecular function: RNA binding. Bases 104 to 1030 code for a protein of 308 amino acids. The record is from RefSeq and is a predicted model, not a curated record. NCBI's taxonomy places the organism in Eukaryota, Fungi, Mortierellomycota, Mortierellomycetes, Mortierellales, Mortierellaceae. Gene Ontology annotation, biological process: mRNA processing. The transcript has 2 exons. Gene Ontology annotation, cellular component: cytoplasm; nucleus.
ACCUUUCAUCAACUCGAUCGCCAUCAACACAAUCACCGCCAACUUCACGUCGAUCUUCAGGAACCACAUUCACCUCACUCAGACCAUUACUAUUUUUAAUUCAAUGGACGCUUCAGAGCUGAACAGUUACAGAGAAGAGGUAGCAACGAUCGAUGCUGCGCUGCUGUCUGAUCCUCAGAACCAAGAACUCUUGGCCCUCAAGACUGAACUGCUCGAACUCAUUUCUCUUACAGAGAGUCUAUUGCAGCAAGAGGAAGCGGCAGCAUCAACUCCCACAGCAGGGGCAGUACAAGAAUCGAUCUCUCUUUCUGUAUCCGCUCCCUCACCCCACUCCGCAUCAGUGUCCGCCUCAGGAUCCGGCUACUCCACUCCUACCGCCACACAACGUAUCUCUACCGCAACUUCCUCCUCCCAAUUAGACCCCUCAAAACAACCUAUUUAUCAACCUCCACCUUCAACUCCCCACAGAUCCUGGGCCGUGGGCGACAAAUGCCGAGCACUCUUCGCUGCCGAUGGAAAAUUCUAUGAGGCCACCAUUUUGACGAUCGGUGGGGGUGGGCAAGCCUUUUCGGUCCAGUACAAGGGAUAUGAGUCCAGUCCUCCCGGAGUCGUAGGACCACAGGACUUGAAGCCGCCGCAUGAUCCCAAAAAGUAUCAAAAGCAGAAUCAUGCGUCACCGGGGGUGGGAGACGAGGUGGCGACGACGAGCGAACAGAAGAAGCGUGGGGCAGAUGACGGACCAGCAGCAACGGGUGCAACAGGGGCGCAUGCAGGAGGAGCAGGAAAGAAGAAGCAGAAGGGUCAACCAAGUGAGCAAGUUCAGAAACAGAUGGCGUGGCAGAAUUUUGCAAAGGGCGGAGGAGCAAAAAAGUCAAAGGGCACGACGCCGUUGUUAAAGAAGAGUAUCUUUGCGAGCCCGGAGGGUCCUGAUGGCAAAGUUGGCGUUGUGGGAAGUGGCAAAGGGAUGACACAUUUCCAGCAGCGCGGCAAACAUGUCUAUGGACAACGGCCCGACUCUUCCGCCAAUUAGAUCCACACUAUAACACCUUCAAUCUCCCACACCGUCGGUUUCUCAACAUCAUGGAGUCGAUGCAGACAACAUCCAAGGAUUCAGUUUCAUCUAUACAAGCUGUCAUUAUUCUUGAUCAAAAGCGAAAAGAACUCAAGUUUUGCUCACAACCAUUUUUACUUCUCUCUCUCUUUUUCUUGACUUUUGGACCAUACGACCCACAACGAGUUCGCGAGCGCCAAGGACAAGAUAUAGACGUGGGUAAUGCCUGUGCUUCGUGGAGGUAUUAUUAUUAUCAUUUUUGAUUCGCAGGACAAUUAGAUUGCCAUUCAUCCCAUUAAAGCAUCUUUAUUUGU